GAAGCUUUAGGUAUAACGAAGGAAGCUGCCGAUCAUCGCUCUCCUUAUGUGAAUAUGAUGAGAUCUUCAUCGGAUGCAUGGAGAACGAGUUGGUUGUGCCGUGUGAUGGUGGUGCCAUGGAGGAAGAUAGCGGGUUUAAGUGGAGAUUAAAAGAUGUGAUGUGGGCCUCGGUAGGGGUUGUGGGAGAGAGCGCGCUAGGUGUGACCGAGAAAGUGGUAUUUUCGGAUGGUACAUGUAGGAUUUUGAAAAGGUUUCGAAUGGUUUAUGUAAGGAGGAAAGGGUUCAGGCGACGUGUAGCCCGAUUGGCUGAGAUAGGACAAUGUUGUGAUUAUCUUGUUCCGGUGAGGGCGUAUCUUUAUUCCAAGAGGUUCAAGUUUGUUGUUUCUGAUUACUACCCAAUGGGCAGUUUGUAUGAUCUACUUAUAGGGGCAAGAGAACAUGGUCACACCCCCCUUACUUGGAAGAAAAGACUAAAGAUAAUCUUGCAAGUAGCCCGCGCCAUUUGCUUCAUCCAUUCACAAUCGCCAGCACGAGAAAGAAACAUGAUCAUGAAUGUCCAUGGAAACCUUAAAACCUCCAACAUCAUGAUUGAUGUUGAUUUCAACGCUUAUCUCUCAAACUAUGGCUUCACGCAACUUGCGAAGGAACUUUCUGAUGACACGCAUCAAUGGAAUACAUCAUCUCAAUCCCCACACGAACCAUUGUCACGAAAGAACGACAUAUAUCAUUUUGGAUUAAUCAUGUUGGACAUUUUAGGAGGAGCAAAGGCAUUGGAGUCGAUAGGAUCAUGUGAUUGUGAAAGAAAAGGAGAUGUUAAAGAUAAAGAAGGUGAGAUUUUUGAGUUCACUUUUGAAGGGAAAGAUAGAUGGAAGGUUUUGAAGGUUUGGAACAUGGCAAUAGAAUGUACAAACCGGUCACGUGAAGCUAGGCCUUCAAUUGAGAACAUACUCUUACACUUGAGCAAUUAAUAAUAGUACUUAAGCAUAUACUAAAAAUAAAUAAAUACCUCUUGAUUUUUAGAUAUUCAUUAAAACAUUCGCGAAUUAUAAUUAGUGUGUAUGUAUGUAUGCAUAUAAUAUCAUUCACUCAUGAAAUGAUAAUACAUAGGUUUCUAG
Molecule: messenger RNA, 1115 nt
Organism: Helianthus annuus (common sunflower)
Lineage: Eukaryota; Viridiplantae; Streptophyta; Magnoliopsida; Asterales; Asteraceae
Product: probable inactive receptor kinase At3g08680
Exons: 2
Coding region: 78-968 (296 amino acids)
Biological process (GO): protein phosphorylation
Molecular function (GO): protein kinase activity; ATP binding
Source: RefSeq, a predicted model, not a curated record